AUGCGCGGGAGUGGAAAAUGGCGUCACCCAGCUGCCCCGGUCACUAGUAUCGGAACUCAGUCCUCCAGGGUAAGCAGUCGCACACCCGUCCUUUGUCUUCAGCUUUCGUCCACUCCCCGCUUUUACGCCAUCCGUGACCAAGCUGUCAGGUUGCCAGGCGGCACCUCCCUCCUGAGUUUUAUCUCAGAGGGGGCUGUGUUUCCUGGCCCCUCGCUUCUGAGGGACUGCGGCUUUGCCCCGCUCAGAUUCUCUGCGGGAGGGUCUCACCAAGCACUGGCCGCGGGCCGGUCGCCCUCAGGAAGGUUCCGGGACCGGUUGCUGCCGACGCCCAGAGACUGCGGCCGGGUGCCAGCCCCGCGCCGGAAAAAGUUCCCGCGAUCGUGUAGCGGCAGCGUCUCGGGGACGAUGGAAAGUCACAACCCGCACCUGGCACCGGGCUUCACCCCCAGCGACCUUGUUCCAGCACCAGCGAAUGUGGCCCUUCUCUGGGGUCUCCUGGGACCAGGUGGCUGUGCAGCCUCUACCAGAUGUCCUCCCAGCAGAGGAACCGCCUCUGCCUCUGGAAAGAUCGCUCUGGCUGCUGUGCGGACAGAUGCAGGCAGACCAGGUAGGAGGGAGUUUACCCAGCAGCAAAGACCACGCUUCCAGCCACUCUCCGGCAUUGUUCCCGAUCCCGUUAUCCCACAAAGGAAUCAUCUGAGACAUCAUCUGUCUUGUGAAGCCUUCUAUGGCCUCAGGAUAUCCCCACCCCCACACCGGCUGUGGUCCCACAGCUACCUCUACUUUGACUGUCUGUUUGGAUGCCUGUUUUCUCCGUUGGAUUCCGGGCAGCAGGAAUAUAUAAUGAUACAUUUAUAAAUACCUGGAGGAGGACAUCUUGAUUAUUUAUCAGCACUCCCUUUUCUUGGUCACCAAGAAAUCUAAGUUAUAAAUAGCCCCAACAUGAUGCUCCAUUUAGCUGUUCAGCUCGUCCAUCUCCUGGCUGCAAUCUUUUGAUUUUCUGCACAGAUGAAUCAGCAAAUGUCUUGAGUGAUCAAAGGCUCAAGUGGAUUAACUACUUCUGAGCAUUAGAGACUGAGAUGAAUCCUCCCGAAGAAAUCUCAUCACAGAUGGUUCGGAGCUGCACUGAUUAGAAUGCUUACUGUUCCAGCACUAGGACACGUUUAGAGAACCAGUGUUCCAGAAAUCUCCAACCUAUAGGAUAAAUCGAAAGGUUCCUGGAGGGAUUUAGAUGGCCUUCUGGGAUCAUGCCUGCCCUGUAUCUCUGCAGCUCGGUAGGUUAUCAAUCCCCGCUUCACAAUUGAUGCUCUGAGAGAACGAUCAUUGGAAAUGGUGAGUCUAUCUUCUUCUCCGUGGGUCUUUCCUUGACCCACGUCAGCCCGCAUGCCGAGAGCACGGCUGCCCCGCAGGGGGCAAGGCAGAUCAGAGAUCAGCGGCAGGCUGUCGAGCCAGAUGGACGAGUCCAAAUCUGGAGCGGGAUCUUGGACGAUUUACUUAACCUCUCCUGUCCUUGGUUUCCUUGCUUGCAAAACGGGGAUGGUAAUAAUAAAUCAAGCCUCCUAGGGUUAUUAUGAGGAUUAAAUAAGUCCUUAUAUGUAAAGCACUUAGGUCUAACAACUUCUACAAACACUCAGCUAAUAUUAUCAAUCUGCAGGUAGACGACUGUCAUAAAAGGCAGGGAAUGUGCAUUUAAAAUCAACAAAGCUUUCCUGGCAGUGAGGCUCCCUGCUUUCGCUCUCCUCCAGCUUGCUGACUGGCUCCCUGGGCGCUCAGCCCCUGAGGGCUGUGAUGGACUGCAAUACGGUGCAGCCUUGUGCACCCUCAAGUUCGUCUCCCUGGGUCCCCACACUCUGUCCUUGACCAGUCCUCGGGAGCCCACGUACAAAGCCUGCUCAACUUCUCCGAGCUAUCUGUUCUCCUCGGUGCCCAGUUCUGCCUAACCCAGGAUGUGACGUCUCACCCUGUCUAGUCACACUGUUCUCGGAACACGCCAGGGAGCUGAUGUUUGUCAAUCAAUAAGAGCUGAAACUCCACCAGCAUCAUUGGCUACCCCAAGGGGAGACUUGGAGCCGAUGUGGGGGGGGGGCAGUAAAAUUGCCACCUGUCCCCUUCACUGAUAUGGUGGGUUGACAUUUUCAUAAUCUACUGUCACAUGCAAUGCAAAGCCCGCUUUAAGAUAAGUCCUCUAGCCCAUACCUUCCUGAUGCUGUCCUUACAUCAAUUUUAAAAUUACGAAAUAUAUUCGUGGGUCAAGUUAUAGUUACUUUCCAAUUUUUUUUGGAAACAAAAGAGUAUAGAAUGGUUAAAAUGGAAUGGAAUGGAAUGGAAUAGAAUAGAAUAGAAUAGAAUAGAAUAGAAUAGAAAAUGAGUACAUGGCAAACACUAAGGGUAAGUACUGUGUAAUAUAUUUUGUUCAAUUUCAUAUAUCUUUUUAUGCAUUUGUGUAUACACGUAUGUGCACACUGGAGCAUGACAUCAAAGGUAUUUUUACUCUAGGUCAAGGGAUGGGGCAGUCUACAAAGCACUAUCUGGAGCCCUUCUCAUAGGAAAUAUUUUGCGGUCCAACUCACUGGAAUUACCCACAACUCUGUCUUUUCUCUUUCUAAGAUACGAAGCCCUUCAAAAUAGCAAAGUAAAGUGAAAUACAUGAAAUAAAAUCCUCCCUGACAUGUUUCCUCAUUUGAGGACCUCAGCCACAUCAUCCCUGGGAACGUGGAGACACGUUCCCUGGGAACCUGUGCUCACAGCCACCCCCCGAGGGGGAAGCAAUCUGUCCCCGCAGGAGUCCCAGGCACAGUGGAGAUGAUCAGGUAAGCAAGAACAGCCGUCCCUGCCCCCAGAGAGAUUUUUAGUCACAGAGAGUGACAAAGACUUGCCGGUGAACUCCGAUCACCAGAAAGUCCGCUUUCUAUGGGUGUCACGUCUACAUAUUGGAGCUUGGAAAAUAUUUAAUGAAUGAACCUUCGUUUCCUCUGCCCCUGUCCUAAUACACCCGUGGUUCCACACAUUCACACUGACUCGCCCGUGGGAAGCUUUGCCCCCUGUUCCUUCAGCGUUUGAUUUUCCCUCCAGGUAUGUGGUUUUCAAGCAUUUUCAGCAGCUGAGCCCUUGGCUUCAAAGAAAAUCUUUAACAGCACCCUAACAUAUAAAACAGAUAAAAACCAUGAAAGGGGUCCUACAGCGUUGAAAUCACCAUUGUUUGAUGAGGGAAAAUAACUAUAAUAGGUUUGUUUUGCUUUGUUUUUAAGAACCUCCGCAACCUAUCUUUAGAGCCUGGUUUGAAAAAUAAGUACUUGAGACACUAUGGCGAGGUAGGUCCUGUCCAUCGCUGAGUGUUUCUGAAGCCUGAGUGGGAGAGUGCAUGGCCUGGAUCUUUACUGGAAGCCGCACAGGCCUGUUCUAUUACUAUUUCAAAAGAAAACAGUUCGACACUUUUUUUUAUUUGGAAAUAGUUUGGGACUUACAAAAAAGUCAUGAGAAAGCAGAAUUCCUGCAUAUCCUUGACCCAGCUUCCCCAAUGAUGACGUCUUCCAUUGCCAUAGUACAAUGAUGAAAAGUAGAAAAUUGACACUGGGGCCUUCUGGUAACUAAAUGACACACCUUAUUCAGUUUUCAUCAGUGUUUCCAUGAGGGUCCCUUUUUCUGCAUUUAGUUGUUGUGUCUCCUUAGUAUUUUUCAAUUGCUAACAGUUUUUGGUCUUUGCCUUUUAUGAUCAGGAUGUUUUUUAAGGGUAU
This is a messenger RNA of Prionailurus viverrinus (fishing cat), 3734 nucleotides long. RefSeq lists its product as uncharacterized. The transcript has 6 exons. The record is from RefSeq and is a predicted model, not a curated record. Lineage: Eukaryota; Metazoa; Chordata; Mammalia; Carnivora; Felidae. The coding region runs from base 1 to 858 and encodes 285 amino acids.